Messenger RNA from Scheffersomyces coipomensis, 1809 nucleotides. It is a transcript of the gene DAL4, whose product is annotated as allantoin permease. Gene Ontology annotation, biological process: transmembrane transport; nucleobase transport. Gene Ontology annotation, cellular component: plasma membrane. The record is from RefSeq and is a predicted model, not a curated record. Gene Ontology annotation, molecular function: nucleobase transmembrane transporter activity. NCBI's taxonomy places the organism in Eukaryota, Fungi, Ascomycota, Pichiomycetes, Serinales, Debaryomycetaceae. The transcript has a single exon. Bases 1 to 1809 code for a protein of 602 amino acids.
AUGAGUGAAGUAGAAACUAAGAAGCAACAAGGUAUUAUUCUUGAAGAAGAAGAAAUUAACCAAGAUUCUUCAAGUUCUCUUGAAAAUAACCAAGGUGGAGAGGUAUCAUUAUGGAGAAGAUUCCUUAAUAUUGUCGAACUUGAAGAACCAAAAGGUUUAACUGCCUCACAAAUGUUUUUAUAUAAUUAUGAUUUAAGGCCAGUUGAAACUGCAAGAAGACAAUGGUCAUGGUAUAAUUAUGUUUUCUUUUGGGUUGCUGAUUCUUUUAAUAUUAAUACUUGGCAAAUUGCAGCCACUGGUAUUCAACAAGGUGGUAUGAAUUGGUGGCAAACUUGGCUUUCAGUUUGGGUCGGUUAUGCAUUAUGUGGUAUAUUUGUUAGUAUCGGUGCUAGAACUGGUAUAAUGUAUCAUAUUUCUUUCCCUAUUGUUACAAGAUCCUCAUUUGGAUUAUUUGGUUCUCUUUGGCCCAUUUUUAAUCGUGUGUUUAUGUCAGCAGUAUGGUAUGGGGUUCAAACUUCAGUAGCUGCUCCUUGUGUGUCAGUAAUGUUAAGAAGUAUUUUCGGAAAGAAUUUAGAUGUAACUAUGCCAAAUCAUAUUUCUGAUCCUACUAUUACAACCUUUGGAUUCUUAAGUUUAUUCUUAUUUUGGUUGUUUUCAUUACCAUUCCUUUGGUUCCCACCUCAUAAAAUCAGACAUUUAUUCACCUUUAAAGCUUAUGUUACUCCUGUAGCUGGUAUUGGAUUUUUAGUUUGGGCUUUAGUUAAGGCUGGUGGUGUUGGCCCUGUGAUCCAUCAAAAGUCUACGGUAGAAGGAAAUGAAUUAGCUUGGGCAUUUAUUGAAUCAACCAUGAAUUCUUUAGCUAAUUUUGCUACUUUAAUUGUUAAUGCUCCAGAUUAUGCUCGUUUCUCAAACACUGGUUCAUUCGGAAUGAAAUAUUUAGUUUAUACUCUCUCCAUUCCAUUUUGUUUUUCAUUAACUUCAUUAAUUGGUAUUUUAGUGACUUCUGCUGCUCAAGUCAUCUACGAUGAAGCUUAUUGGUCACCAUUAGAUGUGUUAGGUAGAUUCUUAGAUGAUUAUACUUCAGGUAAUAGAGCCGGUGUAUUCUUUAUCGGUUUAGCAUUUGCUAUUGCUCAAUUAGGUACAAAUAUUUCUGCUAAUUCUUUGUCAUUCGGUACUGAUGUUUCAGCUUUAUUACCAAGAUUCUUAAAUAUUAGAAGAGGUUCUUAUAUUUGUGCUGCUUUAGCAUUAUGUAUUUGUCCUUGGAGAUUAACUACAUCAUCAUCAAAAUUCACUACUUAUUUAUCGGCUUAUUCAGUUUUCCUUUCUUCAAUUGCUGGUGUUAUUGCUUGCGAUUACUUCUAUAUUAGAAGAGGUUAUCUUAAAUUGACUCACUUAUAUUCAUUAUUCAGACCAGAAGACCCUUCACAAGAUUCACUUUACAGAUACAAUAAAUUGGGAAUUAAUUGGAGAGCAUAUGUGGCUUACAUUGCUGGUAUUUUACCUAACAUUGUCGGAUUUGUGGGUGCCACAGGAACUCAUAAUGUUUCAUUAGGAGCUACUGAAAUUUAUAGAUUAAAUUUCUUUAUGGGAUUCUUUUCAGCGUGGAUUGUUUACGCAGUUUUGAAUUAUAUAAGUCCUGUUGAAACAGGUAUGCCAGCUUUGAAACCAUUUGAAAAAGGAUGGUAUGAAGAAUUGCAAGACGUUGAUGAUUUUGAAGCUGAAUUACAAGGUCAAGUGGUGCAUGGUAUUGACAGUGAUAAUUAUGAAGCUCAUUCAACUGGAUUUGAAGAUAAGAAAUCAUUCGUAUGA